CAUAGACCUUCAGCCUUGGGCAAGUCCUACUCCUUCCCUGACAUAUGAAGCCUUGAGGUUCCUGAAGUAUAUUAGCACUUCUCAGACUGGGAAGUGAUGAUAACCAGUUCGAGAUCAGCAUGGCCAGCAGCGGAUGUGAGGUGCAUCGAUUUGAUCCUAGUAUCAAAUCAGCGCACAUCCAGGAGGGACAACAUCUCUGGUACCAUCGCCUGUCCAUUGACUGGAGAGAUCCUAACCCCGUGAUUGCUGCUCAUAGACUGCGCAGCAAUACAAAAAAGCUUGGCACAAUCUUAAAUGAAUUUGGACACCAGAAGAUUGAUAUCCUUAAGGCAGAUAUGGAGAGUGCUGAGUGGAAAAUUUUGGAAAACCUGAUCCUGGAAGAUAUUGUUGAACAGAUAGGACAGCUGAUCUUUGAAGUCCACAUUCAUUGGCCUGGAUUUGAGGUUAGUGGCAACGACAGCACUGUGGUUCGAUACUGGUACAGCCUCCUCAAAGAAUUAGAACUGAAGGACUUCAGGCUCUUCCAUACUUACAAAGACUUGUCUAAGCCACAGAUGUUUCUGAAAAAGGAAGCCUUCAAUGCAAGUAGCUCUUAUAUACUAAGCUGGGUAAACACAAGAUGGAAAUAGCAGACAGGAAGUUAUGACGUGCAACUGUGAUUCAUUCUGCUUAGUAGCAUUAUUGAAGAUAUUAGAGCAACUGGUUAGUUACUUAACUUGCAUACACUGGCUCUACUAACAAAAUGAACUUGUUCUGUUCCUCAUCAAAAAAUGGAACAGAAGUUAGAUGCUGUACUAAAGGACGAAAAAUCUCUUGUAUGGCAUUUCACCAUAGGUUGCACUGUUAGAUACGAGGGAGAGGUAUUUUAAAAUGGUUUGUUUGAAGUGGUUAACAGAAUUAAUUUAUGAGUCUGCACACAUGGCUGAGAGUUAAUUCCUGCCUUCCCAAAGCACAUUAGGGAGAGAGAAUCCCUGCUGGGUAGUGAAAAUUCCUCUUCGAGCAUUGUCUCAGCAAUUAAUACAACAAAUGGCAACACAUGCUGCUUAAAAACUUUUCAUGGAUGAACAGAAGUUACUUGUGCUGGCUUUCCCUUAAGUGACUGUAUUUUUUUAAACAGUACAAAGUCAGUCAAAAGUACAGCAAUGGUUGUGAAGGCUGUUUUUUCUUGCGGGAAGGUAUUAUUUAAAAGGGACUGCAACUGGAAACUAAGUCAGUAUGGGCAUGGAAAUAUAGAUUUAAAAAAAUGCUACACCUGCCUGUGGAUGUAACUGUAUUCCCCCUUCACCCCUGCUUAUACUCUUUGGCCCAAGUCCAUCUUGUGCACUACUACGACCAAGUCUAAAUGAGCCAGCCAGCCUUUCUGGUCUCUCAGGAGUGCAACUGCUGGAUGCUACAGACUUGGGCAGCACACAUUAAAAUGCCCAGGAAAGUCACUCUGCUCCCUUUCUCCUCCUUCACUCUCCACCUCAGAUUACCAGAAGCACAACACAGGAACGUACAUUUGUUUAUAGGUCUGGCCAAGGAUCUCCAAUACAAUACAUUUUUGGAAAGUCAAGGAUAGGAGAUGGUUAAAGCAUUUGUGUAAGGAUUUUUUUUACAUUAAACAUUGUAUUACUUCUUAAUACAAGCGGUUUCCAUUGAUUUGUUACUCCUUUAACCUUCUUAGUUUCCCCCAUCUGUUCCCUCCUACUUCUUUCCUCAGUUCCUUACCUUGCUUUUAAUCUUUCCUUUUCCCCAUAUUUUACUCUGUCCAUUUAGCUCUCCUUUUUCCCCUCCCAUAAUCCAAUUUUAUACUACCUCCUACUCUCCCCACACCCUCCACAAAAUUCCCAUUCUCCUGGUGUACUUCAUACUGCAUGUGUGGUACCAGAUAUGCCCACACAUGCUUUGGCUACUUGCUGAGCUAAUAUACAACUCUCCUAACAAUUCUAUAUACUGCUUGAAUUGGAUACUCAACUCCACAGUAACCCCAGGACCAUUAACUACUGUCCUCCAUGUACAUUGUUUAUUCUUCUACACCCUUCUGCUUCUCCCACCUUCCUCUGCCUUUGGAAGCUCCUUGUCUUCAUGCCAGCAAUAACAGUCUCCUCUCCUUUACUUGGCUCUUCCUCCUAGAACCAGUCAGUAGCCUGAUGAGUCCCAGUGUGGUGGAUCACCUUCUUCUCCUUUCCUUUCCAUGUUGCACAGUGCUAUCUCCCUUAUUUCCAAUCUCACUGGGAACAUAGGGACCAUAAUGAAAGAAGCAAACACCCUGAAUAUGUCCAUUACAGAAUAAUGUGUCUAUCGCAGAGAAGCCUCUCAGUGAAAGAUUGCCUUAGGCUCUGAUGCAUUUGUGUUUACACCCCUACCUAAAAUUUAAAAUAAAGCUUUAUUUGCUGUACA
Messenger RNA from Gavialis gangeticus (Gharial), 2382 nucleotides. RefSeq names its product methyltransferase like 24 (gene METTL24). The coding region runs from base 120 to 629 and encodes 169 amino acids. The transcript has 3 exons. Lineage: Eukaryota; Metazoa; Chordata; Crocodylia; Gavialidae. The record is from RefSeq and is a predicted model, not a curated record.